Messenger RNA from Menidia menidia (Atlantic silverside), 3357 nucleotides. Lineage: Eukaryota; Metazoa; Chordata; Actinopteri; Atheriniformes; Atherinopsidae. The record is from the annotation of a GenBank genome assembly.
AUGUAUUUUGCAGCUUAUGGAUCUGAGGAUGAAUUCAAAGUGGACAAGACUGACGAUGAGGAGCAUCUGCAGGAUGAUGGCCUUUCCCUCGAUGGGCAAGAUGCAGACUUUCUUUUCAAUGACGAAGAUGAUGCACAAGAUCAUUAUAGCUGCCAAAACUCUCCGUUUAGCAAUGGAACUAACCCCGACGCUGGGUACGCUUCUCCCGUCAGCACCACAAGUGAUCAUUUGGUGGACCUUAAGACCACCUCUUCUUCCUUCAGCGAUCAAGACAAAGUAGAGGAGAAGCUUGCAGAAAGUACUGAGACCAUUAAUGGCAUCUCACUACAAGACAGUCUGGCAAAAAUGAAAGCUGUCUAUGCAAACCUUAUCUCAGAUGCCUCCUGGUCCAGCAUCGCUCUGGACAUGCUGAAAAGUAAACAAGAGAACAAUAUCGCAGCUAGCAAAAGCAGCAGUAGCGAUCAUAAAGGGAGCAAUGGAUUCCUGAGCAGUCACAGCUCAAGCAACAUCCAUGUGAAGAGCAGAUGUAACAGUAACAACACCCCAGCCACCACUAAUACAACCACCAGCUGCACCACCGCUAGAAUGGUGUCCACUAACAGCACCAGUGGCAUCAGUGUAAGUUCUGGCAACACAGGAGGAUUAGGAUAUGACUGGCAUCAGGCAGCUUUGGCUAAAACGCUGCAGCAUACGCCGUAUCAGCUCCUUCCCGAACCCAGUCUUUUCAGCACUGUGCAGCUCUACCGACAAAACAAUAAACUUUAUGGCCCAGUAUUUACUGGUGCCAGCAAGUUUCGGUGUAAGGACUGUAGCGCAGCCUAUGACACUUUGGUCGGUCUUACUGUGCAUAUGAAUGAAACCGGCCACUACCGCGACGACAACAAGGAUUCAGAGGACGAUCGGAGCAAGAAGUGGUCCAAACCACGGAAGCGUUCUUUGCUAGAGAUGGAAGGAAAAGAAGAUGCACAGAAAGUUCUUAAAUGCAUGUAUUGCGGCCACUCCUUUGAGUCCUUGCAAGAUCUUAGUGUUCACAUGAUUAAAACUAAACAUUAUCAGAAAGUGCCUCUGAAAGAACCAAUGCCAGCACUUACCUCAAAGCUGGUACCCCCAACCAAAAAAAGAGCAUUUCAGGAGUUGAUGUCUCCAAGCUCACCGGAGUCUGUCUCAUCUGGCACACUCUUGGGAGAGUCUCCCAAAGACCAAAAAGUUGCAAAUCCUUAUGUCACUCCUAACAAUCGAUAUGGUUACCAAAAUGGUGCCAGUUACACAUGGCAAUUCGAGGCACGGAAGGCACAAAUUCUAAAAUGCAUGGAAUGUGGCAGUUCACAUGACACCUUGCAGCAACUUACAGCCCACAUGAUGGUCACAGGACACUUUUUGAAAGUCACAAAUUCAGCUUCUAAAAAGGGUAAGCAGUUAGUUUUUGAUCCUGUAAUUGAGGAGAAAAUUCAGUCCAUUCCAUUGCCUCCCACUACCACACGACUCCCUCAACCCAAUGGUAAGGCACAGCUUGACUCCCCUUUGCAGCCUUCCAGCCCUGAAGAGAAGCAUGAGGAAAAGAAAGAUGAGGAAAUAGUGGAAGAGAAAAUUGAUGUAAGUGAACCAGAGAAAAAAAUUAAAGAAGAAAAAGAUGACCCUUCAGAAAAACCAGAUAAACCUGCAAAGGCUAGAUCCUACCAGUAUCUAACAGAGGAAGACUUAGAAGAGGCUCCUAAAGGAGGCCUAGACAUCCUUAAAUCUUUGGAGAAUACAGUUUCAAGUGCGAUCAGCAAGGCCCAAACAGGAACGCCAACCUGGGGGGGAUACCCAAGCAUUCAUGCUGCCUAUCAGCUCCACGGAUCUUUGAAGUCAGCCAUGCCUUUGUCUGCACAGGUUCAGCCAUUGUUCAUCAGCAACAGCUUGAAGGCAGCGUCCUCUGAUAUAGCCUCUCUGAUCCAUUCACCAAACAGCCCCUCUUCAUCUCCAAGUCACAAGAGCAAUGUCCUGGCCAUGGAAGAGCUGGUGGAAAAAGUAACAGGAAGAAAUUCCAUAAAGAAGGAAAAAGAGGAAAAACAUGCAGAGAAUAAGGGUCGAUCUGGGAAGUCUCCAUUGCCAAAUUCUAAGGACAAGCAGGUUUCGCCCAAUCCGGAACACCUCUCAAAUGCAGUGAAAAUCUCAGCAGUCGAGGAUCAGGCUGAUCCAAGAGGUAAAGAAGGAGAACAGACGGAGACUAAAACAGAAAUAAAGAUAAAAACUGAGGCCGAGUCCCCAAACAAACCUGUAAGCAAUGGCUGCAAUAAUCUGAACAUCAUCACUGAUCACUCACCUGAACAGCCACUCGUCAGUCCUCUCAGUGCGUUGCAGUCUGUCAUGAACAACCACUUGGGGAAAGCUUCAAAAGCAGCCACCCCCUUUUUGGACCCAUUUACAAUGCUUUAUAAGAUGGGCAGCUCAGCUCCGACUAAACAAGCAGAGCCACUGAGUCAGUACCAAGACGAGGACAAUGAUCAGCCUAUGGACUUAACAAAAUCUAGAAACAGCCGUGACAGUGCAGCUGCAGGUACGCCUCCAACACCAAACAACACAAACAACGUAAAACCGACUUUUAAAACCUUUUCGGAGUCAUCAUCCCCACCUCUCAGAGAGAACGCUUUGAUGGAUAUUUCUGACAUGGUGAAGAACCUGACAGGGCGUUUGACGCCCAAGUCAACAACCCCCUCCUCUGUCUCUGAGAAAUCAGAUAUAGAUGGCUGUACUUUUGAGGACGGAAUAGAGGAGCUGUCCCCCAUACAAAGAAGGAAAGGCAGACAGUCGAACUGGAAUCCCCAGCACCUCCUGAUUCUCCAGGCCCAAUUUGCAUCAAGUCUACGAGAGACUCCAGAGGGGAAGUUUAUAAUAAGUGACCUGGGACCCCAAGAACGAGUUCACAUCUGUAAAUUUACUGGCCUCUCUAUGACCACUAUCUCACAUUGGCUGGCCAAUGUAAAGUACCAGUUAAAGCGGACAGGGGGCACAAAAUUCCUCAAAAAUAUAGACUCAGGCCAGCCUUUGUUUUUGUGCAGUGACUGUGCAUCCCAGUUCAGGACUCCCUCAUCCUACAUUCAUCAUUUGGAGUCCCACCUUGGGUUCACCCUAAAGGACCUUUCAAAGCUUUCCAUAGAUUUGUUGGAGCAGCAAGUGGUCACCAGAACAGAGGACAAGCCUUUCGGCUCUGGACUUACAGAGGAAGACACCGGCUCGCUCCAUCAGUGCAAAUUGUGUAAUCGGACAUUUGUCAGCAAACAUGCAAUCAAAUUGCACCUUUGUAAAACACAUGGGAAAUCACCUGAGGACCAUCUAGUUUUUGUGAAAGAGCUGGAAAAGUUGGAUAAACAAUGA